Molecule: messenger RNA, 605 nt
Organism: Myotis davidii
Lineage: Eukaryota; Metazoa; Chordata; Mammalia; Chiroptera; Vespertilionidae
Gene: HMGB4
Product: high mobility group box 4
Exons: 1
Coding region: 1-582 (193 amino acids)
Biological process (GO): regulation of transcription by RNA polymerase II
Molecular function (GO): DNA binding, bending
Source: RefSeq, a predicted model, not a curated record
AUGGCGAAAGAAAUCCAGCUAAGGCCCAAGGUUAAUGUCUCUUCUUACAUCCAUUUCUUAUUGAAUUACAGAAACAAGUUUAAGGAGCAGCAGCCAAAUACCUUCCUUGGCUUUAAAGAGUUCUCUAGAAAGUGUUCGGAAAAAUGGAAGUCCAUCUCAAAGCACGAAAAGUCCAAAUAUGAAGCCCUGGCCAAGCUCGACAAAGCCCGAUACCAGGAAGAGAUGAUGAACUAUGUUGGCAAGAAGAAAAAGCGCCGAAAGCGGGACCCACUCGCGCCCAGGCGGCCUCCAUCAUCCUUCCUACUCUUCUGCCAAGACCACUAUGCCCAGCUGAAGAGGGAGAAUCCCACCUGGUCCGUCAUACAGGUGGCUAAGGCCUCCGGGAAGCUGUGGUCUGCAAAGUCUGACACAGAGAAGCAGCUGUACGAAGAGAGAGCGGCUAUCCUGAGAGCUAAGUACUACGAGGAGCUCAAAGUCUACCGCGAGCAACGCAAGGCCAGGAAGAAUCUCAGACGGUCGGCGAGGAACCCGUGCAGAGGGUGCAGGCAGGCCAAGGCCGCUGCCGCUGGUGGCUCCCAUUAGAAAUAAAAGGCCAUUCAACUGUA